Messenger RNA from Penicillium alfredii, 366 nucleotides. Its product is annotated as cyclin-dependent protein kinase regulatory subunit CKS1. The transcript has 3 exons. Gene Ontology annotation, molecular function: ubiquitin binding; histone binding; protein kinase binding. Lineage: Eukaryota; Fungi; Ascomycota; Eurotiomycetes; Eurotiales; Aspergillaceae. Gene Ontology annotation, biological process: regulation of mitotic cell cycle. Gene Ontology annotation, cellular component: cyclin-dependent protein kinase holoenzyme complex; SCF ubiquitin ligase complex. Bases 1 to 366 code for a protein of 121 amino acids. The record is from RefSeq and is a predicted model, not a curated record.
AUGGAUAUCGAUCCCAGCCGAAGGAAUAAGAAACCACGUCUCCUGUUGGAGUCGGAGCGUGAGCGACUUGACGAAUUUAUCGACUCGAUUCAUUAUUCAGCACGGUACUCUGACGACAAAUUCGAAUAUCGCCAUGUACAACUUCCGAAGAACAUGCUCAAGAAAAUUCCUGCGGAUUAUUUUGACAGCGCGAAGGGGACAUUGAAACUGCUCUGGGAGGAGGAAUGGCGCGCAUUGGGCAUCACACAGAGCUUGGGGUGGGAGCAUUACGAGGUGCAUGAGCCGGAGCCUCAUAUUUUACUGUUCAAGUUCGUAUCCCUAACAUACUGGGUCGACUCUGCUGACCUGUGGACAGACGACCUCUGA